Molecule: messenger RNA, 528 nt
Organism: Pedinophyceae sp. YPF-701
Lineage: Eukaryota; Viridiplantae; Chlorophyta; Pedinophyceae
Source: the annotation of a GenBank genome assembly
AUGGCGAGGAAAGCUGGCGACAGCAUCUUCAGUCGGUACAUGGAGCUUCUGUUCCUCGUGUACUUCAUCGUCCACGUUCCCAUCACAAUAUUCAUAGACUCCCAGCUAGUUCUCGGCAGCAAGUUCCACCCGGCGUGGGCGGUUCAGGUCACUGCUGACUACAUCCGCGAUGUGCACGACUUCCUCGUGAAAGUCAAUCCCGUGUGGUUCUACAGCAUGGUCCUGUGCGAGAUGUUCCUCCAGCUGCCCUGCUUCUUCGUCUCGAUGUACGGGAUCGUCAAGCAGGCGUCCUGGAUGCCGCUGGUGGGCGUCAUCUACGGGACGCACGUCUCCACCACGCUGGUGCCCAUCCUCGCCUCCUUCAUCCUCGAGCCCCUGGACCCGGAGAACAACACGGGCCCUAUGUACGAGUCGGACCGCCUCCCGCUGGUUGCCGUCUACGUCGCGUGGAUCAUCGUCCCGCUGCUCAUGGUGCUGCACUACGCGCCCAUGCUCCGGCGAGCACCGCUCAAAUCCAAGACCGCGUGA